AUGGAAUAAAUAAUUUACAAUGAUAAUUUGAUGUUGUUACAAUAAAAAAUAUUAAGUUAUCCAAAAACUAAUGAAGAUCUUAAAGUACUUUUAAUAUAUAAGUUAAGACUAUGGUAUCAAUAAUAAAAGUAACAUAAAUAUUCAACAAAUUGAAUGAACUUUAUCAUCAAUAAUUAUCAUAAGAAGGGUAAUUAAAAGUAAACUUUUAAUAGAUAAAUAGCUCUGUAAUUAUUUAGAACUUACAAGUUAUUAACUUGGAGAGGAAGUUUAACCUUAGUAAAAGUUUGCUGUAUAACUUAUACUGAAAGGAUAAGUUGAAGUUUAUAAUUUGGAAGAGGGUUAUAUAUAUAAGCAUGAAAAAUAUCUAACAACUUUAAAUCCCUUAUUUUAUAUAGAGGAUGACUUUUAAUUAGAUAAUACAAAAUACUCGCAAAAUUAGUUGGUAUAUAAAGCUGCAUUCAAUAAUUCCAUAAUUUUGAAGAUUAAUAAAAAAGAAUGUGAUGAAAUUUAUAAAUAUUAUGGGGAAAUUUUUUUAUUUAAACAUAGAACUUUGUGUAAAAUAAUACCAGGAUUAGGAGAAUUGAAUUCUAAAAGAAUAUUAGAAUCGCUUGCCAAUUAAUUUGAAAAUAUUAUUCUUCCAAAUUGCACUUAAAUUACAGAGUACAUAUUGAAUUUAUUCAAGAGAAAAUUAGAUUGGAGAAUAUAUUUAUUUUUUAGCGUAGGGUCAUGUAUCAUUUUAAAAGAAUAAAGAACACUUAUUUAAUAUAGAAGAAAGUGGAAUAAUUGGAGAUGAAUUAUUGAUAGAUCCUGAUCAAGAUUAAAAUGGAAUAUUGACAUAUGAAUAUACUGUAAUUGCUAAAUCAGCAUAAGUUUUACUAUAUAAAAUUAAACUUAAAAUCUUUACGCGACUUUUCCCUAAUGCUAUAAUUAGAUAAAUAAUAAUAUAAUAUAAAUGUAUAUAUAGAAUUUAUAAAUAUAGAAAAAUAAUUAAUGAGACUCCUUGUUGGUAGUAAACCUAUUGAGAAAAAUAAAUGUAAUACUUAACCAAAAAAAGAAAUUAAGAAAUCAAAAUCGACUUUGGUUUUAACAAAAGAAUCAAUUAAAUCAUAUGAUAAAGUAGAUAUAGUAUUUUAAUAAUAUUAAGUAUAAAUUUUACAUAAUAUUAGGUACCAAAACAUAGUAGAGUAUUAAAAUUUAAUAAUAAUUUAUUGGAUAAAUUCAAUAAAAAGUUUAAAAAAGUAGGGAAAAAGAUUACAAUAAAUGAAUUUGUCUAAUAAACAAAAUAUAGUGAUGAGCCUUAAAUAAAAUUAUUGGAAAAAGUAGAGAAUCCUUAUAAUUUUGCAUCGAAUGUAAAUACAGAAGGUUUUCUAAAGAAAUAUUAUUCAAAUCUUAUAAGGAUUGGAUUAGUAAAACCCCCAUUAAGAAUAGCUCCUUAAAAUUAGGAAGCAAUUUAAAGAUCAAGAAUAAUUUCUGCAAUGAAAUUGAUUGAAGAUACCCAUAAUUAAUUGAAACCUAAAAGAGCAACAAGUGCUGCAUAUGGCAACACAGAUCCUUUAUUAUCAAUAAAUGCUUUAGUGUCUACAAAAGAGAGUGAAAUAAAUGUGAGCACUUAGAAGCAUAUAGAGAAAAAUAAAACAAUGACCACAUAUAAUCCAACACCAAGAACACAUUCAUAACCUUAAUUAGGUUAUCAUAACAAUGUUACUCCUAGAUAUUCAUCUAUAGUGGAAACCCCUAAAUGUGAUACUCCAUAAACUAGAUCAACAAUGGCAAAAUCAUCGUAAUAAGUAUUUAGACCAUAUUCUGGAUUCAUGGAUCAUACUUCACAUUUGUCUCAAUAAUCAGAAACGAAUUUAAGAUUAAAGAGACCAAAUCAACAUUUUUUUUGA
Molecule: messenger RNA, 1889 nt
Organism: Paramecium sonneborni
Lineage: Eukaryota; Ciliophora; Oligohymenophorea; Peniculida; Parameciidae
Source: the annotation of a GenBank genome assembly